UAUCUCUCCUGAAUAAUGGCCUUAAUAAAUACCCGAUCACCAUCGACCCCAUUACAAUUCCCUCUUCUCCGCUCUCACCAUCGACGAAUAAGGGCUCCUCUUCUCCUCCCACUAGCUAGGGUUUUUCCCCAAUCUCUCUUAUCCCAUCAUCUCUUCUCUCCUCUUCCCAGGCGAAGGAGGUUGGCUUCGAGGAUGGGCAAUGGCGUGAGCGUCGCCACCGCCGAUCCCACAGCGGGGAAGAUGGUGUUCCAGCCGAUUCUUGAAGAGGGGGUGUUCCGAUUCGAUUGCUCCGGGAACGAUCGCGACGCGGCGUUUCCGAGCCUCUCGUUCGCGGAUCCAAAGGCCAGGGACACGCCGAUCCCGGUGCACAAGGCGCCCGAGUACGUACCCACAUUCGAGUGCGUUUAUGGACAACAGAAGGUGGAAAUUAAGCUUCCUUCAGGGACGUCAUUUUAUGGGACUGGAGAAGUGAGUGGGCAGCUCGAGCGGACAGGGAAGCGUGUUUUCACAUGGAACACGGACGCCUGGGGUUUUGGACCUGGGACCACGUCUUUAUACCAGUCUCAUCCUUGGGUUCUUGCGCUUCUUCCUGAUGGGAAGGCAUUGGGGGUUCUAGCUGACACUACUCGCCGUUGUGAGAUUGAUCUAAGGGAGGAUUCUACUAUAAGGUUGACUGCUGCGGCCCCAUACCCUAUCAUUACAUUUGGUCCCUUUGGGUCGCCCACGGAAGUCCUCGUGUCCCUCUCUCAUGCAAUUGGAACCAUUUUUAUGCCUCCAAAGUGGUCUCUUGGCUAUCAUCAAUGCCGUUGGAGCUAUGAUUCUGCUGACAAAGUUCUUAAGGUGGCUAGAACAUUUCGUGAGAAAGGCAUACCUUGUGAUGUCAUAUGGAUGGAUAUUGACUACAUGGAUGGUUUCCGAUGUUUCACAUUUGACCAUGAACGCUUCCCCAGUCCAAAGUCUAUGGUGAAUGAUCUCCACAAAAUUGGCUGCCAAGCAAUUUGGAUGCUUGACCCAGGCAUCAAAUAUGAGGAGGGCUACUUUGUCUUUGAUAGUGGAUCUAAAAAUGAUGUCUGGAUUCAGAAGGCAGAUGGCAAACCUUUUGUCGGGGACGUUUGGCCGGGGCCUUGUGUUUUCCCUGAUUUUACACAACAAAAGACACGUUCAUGGUGGGCUGACUUAGUAAAAGACUUCAUGUCCAACGGUGUUGAUGGGAUAUGGAACGAUAUGAAUGAGCCUGCAGUUUUUAGAACCAUAACGAAAACAAUGCCAGAGAGCAACAUCCACAGAGGAGAUGAUGAACUUGGCGGUUGCCAAAAUCAUUCUCAUUAUCAUAAUGUUUAUGGCAUGCUGAUGGCACGAUCAACUUAUGAGGGAAUGAAAAUGGGUUGUCGGACUAAAAGACCUUUUGUUCUUACAAGAGCUGGGUUUAUAGGAAGUCAGCGUUAUGCUGCAACCUGGACUGGAGAUAAUUUGUCGAAUUGGGAGCACCUCCAUAUGAGUAUAUCUAUGGUUCUUCAAUUGGGGCUUAGUGGCCAGCCAUUAUCUGGGCCAGAUAUUGGCGGAUUUGCUGGAAAUGCAACAGCGAAACUUUUUGGUAGAUGGAUGGGAGUCGGGGCUUUGUUUCCUUUCUCACGUGGGCACACUGAACAGGGAACAGUUGACCAUGAGCCCUGGUCAUUUGGGGAAGAAUGUGAAGAAGUAUGCCGUCUGGCAUUGUUGAGGCGUUAUCGCUUGCUUCCUCACAUAUAUACACUUUUUUAUAUGUCUCAUAUGAAUGGAACUCCUGUUGCUGCUCCAACUUUUUUUGCUGAUCCACAAGAUUCAAGGUUGAGGACAGUUGAGAAUUCAUUUUUACUGGGGCCACUUCUGAUAUGUUCUAGCACUGGUCCUGAUCAAAGUGCACAUGAAUUGUCGCACAUCUUGCCAAAAGGAAUCUGGUUACCUUUUGAUUUUGGUGAUUCACAUCCUGACUUGCCAACUUUGUUUCUACAAGGUGGGUCAAUACUUCCCAUAGGGCCUCCAAUUCAACACGUUGGUGAAGCAAAAGCAGAGGACGACUUGUCACUUUUUGUUGCUUUAGAUAAAGAUGGUAAAGCUGCUGGUGUAUUGUUUGAGGAUGACGGCGACGGAUAUGAGUACACUAAAGGAGAUUUUCUCUUGACUUACUAUGCUGCUGAACUAGAUUCUUCAGUCGUGACAGUUAAAGUCUCUAAGACUGAAGGACUACGGAAGAGGCCAAAACGUGUGCUUCAUGUGCAUUUACUUCUGGGUGGAGGUGCCAUGAUCAAUUCUCAAGGCACUGAUGGAGAUGAAAUACAUAUCAUAGUGCCUUCGGAAUCUGAAGUGUCCAACUUAGUAGCAGAAAGUGAAAAUCAGUACAGAGCACGUUUAGAAGCAGCUAAGCCUAUCCCAGAUGUAGAUGAAGUUUCUGGAGUAAAGGGCAUUGAGCUGUCAAAAAUCCCUAUCGAUCUGAAAAGUGGUGACUGGGUUCUCAAAAUAGUACCGUGGAUUGGGGGGCGGAUUAUCUCAAUGAUGCAUAUCCCUACAGGUACCCAGUGGCUUCAUAGCAGAGUUGAAAGAGAUGGAUAUGAAGAGUACAGUGGAACAGAAUACCGAUCUUCUGGUUGCUCUGAGGAGUAUAAGGUUGUUGGGAGGGACCUUGAACAAUCAGGAGAGGAAGAAUCGCUUUGCUUGGAGGGGGAUGUUGGUGGUGGAUUGAUUAUUCGCCGCCAGAUAUCUAUUCCAAAGGAUGACCGAAAGAUCCUCCAAAUUGACUCUAGCAUUGUUGCGCAGAAUGUUGGAGCUGGUUCUGGUGGUUUCUCAAGGUUGGUAUGCUUGCGAGUGCACCCAACUUUCACCCUUCUACACCCCUCUGAAGUUUUGGUCACUUUCACCUCUAUUGAUGGUUUGAUGCAUGAGAUCUCCCCCGAACCUGGAGAGCAAUUAUUUGAGGGAGAUCUCCGUCCUAAUGGGGAAUGGAUGCUGGUUGACAAAUGCACAGGUGUGUGUUUGAUCAACCGCUUUGAGCUGAGUCAGGUUAGCAAGUGUUUGUUGCACUGGGGAACUGGAACCGUUAACUUGGAGUUGUGGUCUGAAGAGAGGCCGGUUUCUAAGGACACUCCUUUGAGAAUUUGUCAUGAAUACGAGGUAAAGCAAAUAUAAUCCGGCCCUCUGUUCCUUGCGCUCUUUCUGUGUUGUUCUGCAUUAAUGGAAAUAUAACUGGCCUAAAAAUUUAGCAACUCUUCGUGAAUACGGAAGCAUCAUAUUGGCGUUGAUUCAGGUGUCCAGCAGAGUGACUUUUGAAUAUGUAGUCUAUGUCUUAUGAGGCAGUGCCCAUAAUUUUGGCAUCUUACCUGCUUAUAAACAUACUGUUGGGGUUGGUGGCAUGCUUCUCUUUUUCUCCAUGGUCACUUUUAAAAUGAAUUGAGUGCAAUGGCCUUGAACACAUGAAAUACUAGCUGCUAAUGAAAUGCAGCCGUGUGUGCGGAUUGUAGAAGCAUAGACUUGUAGAAUUUGGAUGUUGGUGUAGCACUAGUGACAAGCUCAUCAUCCGUACGGGCUUUUUAUAAAAGUGAGUAAAUUAUCUUUAGCAGCCAUUUGGUUUGCUUCGUUUUGUCA
This is a messenger RNA of Ananas comosus (pineapple), 3618 nucleotides long. Its product is annotated as alpha-glucosidase 2. The record is from RefSeq and is a predicted model, not a curated record. Gene Ontology annotation, biological process: carbohydrate metabolic process. Bases 16 to 3162 code for a protein of 1048 amino acids. NCBI's taxonomy places the organism in Eukaryota, Viridiplantae, Streptophyta, Magnoliopsida, Poales, Bromeliaceae. Gene Ontology annotation, molecular function: hydrolase activity, hydrolyzing O-glycosyl compounds; carbohydrate binding. The transcript has 23 exons.